AUGUCUUCUGGAGCAGACCAAAAUCAAGAGAGGAAUUCCAGAGGAAUUCCGAAGGCUCCCUUCAUUGCCGAUGUCGAAGAUUAUAUGGGUCCAACUCCGGACGUUGAAACGGCGUUAAAGGAAUUCCAGGCUGCCCUUGCGAAAUAUCGCUACAUGGACCACAACCUCACCCAGCGCCGCCGAGGACUCGAGGAAAAGAUUCCCGACAUUAAAAAGACUUUGUCCAUGGUCGACUUUCUUCAAGAGCGGCGAGAGGGCAAGUCUAACGCUAACGCAGAUGAAGACGACCUGGAUGAUGAAGAUGAGUCAUGCGAUGGAGACUCCAAACAACCAAUACGCACGACUUUCGAGUUGAACGAUACCCUUUAUGCAGAGGCAGAAUUGGAAGACACUGAUACUGUCUACUUGUGGCUUGGAGCAAAUGUUAUGCUUUCCUACAAGCUCCCGGCAGCCAUUUCCUUAUUGCGAUCGAAGCUGGAGUCAGCAGAGAAAAAUCUUGCAGGUGUAGUAGAAGAUCUCGAAUUCUUGCGGGAGCAAAUCACCGUAAUGGAGGUAAACACAGCGCGCGUGUAUAAUUGGGAUGUGAAGCGUCGGAGAGAAAUCCGAGAGCGAGAAGCGAAAGACGGCCAGAUCGUGGAGAAAGUUGCCUCGUGA
Fibroporia radiculosa is the source of this 654-nucleotide messenger RNA. RefSeq lists its product as uncharacterized. Lineage: Eukaryota; Fungi; Basidiomycota; Agaricomycetes; Polyporales; Fibroporiaceae. The transcript has 5 exons. The record is from RefSeq and is a predicted model, not a curated record. Bases 1 to 654 code for a protein of 217 amino acids. Gene Ontology annotation, cellular component: cytoplasm; prefoldin complex. Gene Ontology annotation, molecular function: tubulin binding. Gene Ontology annotation, biological process: microtubule-based process; tubulin complex assembly; protein folding.